GGGAAAUUUAACUUGUUUCACCGCCCCGCACCAAUACGCUCGAUGUAGCCUUACAGAGCAUUAUAGAGGCGAACAUUAUCUUCAAGGUGAGAGCUCAUCUGUGAGAAUAGAAACAACUUAUCUGUCGUGUUAGCUUGCGCAGCUGACGGCCAAGACAGCUGUUGGCUAAGCUAAGUUAGCUUGCAGUUAACACAUUUGUACGCGCGUGAAAAUGCAGAGCUUUUUGAAAACGGAAGUGCGUUGUCGACUGCGCUUCCUACUCGUAAACUGUCACUGCUGCAUUGAGGACAUGUCAAGCAGGUAGGCGAGAACAAGACACUGCGGAGGAGCAGUGAUACCAUGUGGGAGUCACAUGAAUGAGAGGAUGAGGCCUGAUCAACAAGGAGGCAUCUUUAGGAGAGUGCCACUGAACAGUGUGUCUCCCGGGGAGGAGUUUUGCUACUUGUAAAGGUCCUACAUAAGCACCCAGCGUGUGGCCCCGUUUGUGAAUAUAUGCAAUGAACAGUACCACUCCGUCCCCCACAAUCAAUGGGGAUGUGGCAGUCAGCUAUGUGUUGGUGCCAUUUUUUCUCAUCACCAUAUUUGGAAUAGCUGUAGCUGUGAUAUUGUACAUUCGUAAGAAAAGGAGAAUUGACAGACUCCGCCAUCAGCUGCUACCAAUAUAUUCAUAUGACCCCUCAGAGGAGGUGAAUGAAGCUGAGCAAGAGAUGCUGUGGAGAGAAGAGGACACUAGGGUUGUUCAAGGUUGGGCACGAAGUUACCAACAGCGGCGCCCUCUUCUGUCCAAAGAUGCUUGAGGCUUCGAAACCACGGCAGCUCCGCAGACGCAGAGUAGCUGUACUGACCACAGGCUAGUUAUUUUGAAUGUGUUAACUUUUUGCCCAAUCCAUGAACCUACGACAAGCAACACCGUGGUGGUAUGUUGAUACCACAUUCUGAACCUUCAACUUAUUUAUUGUUGAGUAAUCAUUCAUGACCUUUCAUUCUGCAUUGAAAGAGCUCCGUUUUAAGACAUGCAAGUUGCAGGAGCCUAUAAAUGUACUUUAUUUGCAUCAGACCCAUGCUACUGUGUGGAACAUGGGACUGUUGCUGUUAUGUUUACUGUAGAGCAAGUUAAAACCGUCUCUCUGGCUGGGAGACUUACUGAACAUGGACAUCUGUGUAUGCAGCAUAUUAGGACAUAUCUACAUUCAAAAAUGAGUUAAAAUAAGUGGGGUAUUUUAUGAAUGCCUAGUUCAGGUCACUUUCGGUUUUUAUUUUACUCAAUGAAUGAAUCACUCUGGUUUGGUUUUCAUUGACACAAAAUGUGGUGAACUGCCAUGCCCUCUGAUCUGGAUUUUUGUGUGGUUUUGCCAAAUCCUGUGAGUCGUAUGGAAGGCAUGAAGAGCUCAAUGUGGAAGUAAACACGAUACAGUUUUCUUCUGAAUGACUCCUGCUACAAAUAUGUCCUGUGCACAAGACAUGGCACCAGGAAGGAUUCAUAUCCAGCCAGAAAUGAAUGCCAUCGUUCUGACUGUGCACAAGAGACCCAGAUAACCCCCGCCCCUUUCUCCUUUACCUCUUGAAGCAAUUCUAGACUGUUAGCCUGUUCUUGCAAACACAAAAUAUAAUUUAACAGUUUAAUUUUAAAAAGUCAUGCACUGUGGUUGAGGAAAUGUGGACUUAUUGGUUUGUUUGGAGAUAUGUGAGGUUACUGUCAUCACUCAGUGACCUUAAGUUUUUGAGGUUUGUUUUCCUCAGAAAAUUUAUUUUAACUGUACAAUCAUACCAUGAGGUACUUGUUACUGAGCCUCUGAUUGCUGCCUGAACUUGAAUAGAAAACUACUGAUGAAAAUUUGUCUGCAGUGCACUGUUUGUCUGCUUUGAGUUGUGAAAGGUUGCUUAUGAAAAUGUUUAUUUCAAUAAAAGCAGAAACUAACUUCUGAAUGGAA
Molecule: messenger RNA, 1931 nt
Organism: Dunckerocampus dactyliophorus (ringed pipefish)
Lineage: Eukaryota; Metazoa; Chordata; Actinopteri; Syngnathiformes; Syngnathidae
Gene: smim29
Product: small integral membrane protein 29
Exons: 5
Coding region: 498-797 (99 amino acids)
Source: RefSeq, a predicted model, not a curated record